Molecule: messenger RNA, 922 nt
Organism: Eruca vesicaria subsp. sativa (arugula)
Lineage: Eukaryota; Viridiplantae; Streptophyta; Magnoliopsida; Brassicales; Brassicaceae
Source: the annotation of a GenBank genome assembly
AAAGAGAAGAGAUAACAUUGCUAAGAAGAUUACAGAGAUCAGUUUUUGAGCAUUCUCUUCUCAUCUCUCCAAAAGCUCUCUCUCUCUCUGUCUCUCUGUGUGCUUGUGUGCAGCCAUGGCAAACUCAAUUAUGGCAUCCUCCAAACCCCUCAUCUUCCUCUCCUCCUCCUCAACUCAACCAAACCGCAUCAUCAACCUCCCCAAACUCGCUAAACUCCCCCAGAUCCCCAAACCCAUCUCCUCCUCCUCCUCACUCAGCACAAAGGCUCUCUCUUUCUCCUCCGCAACCGUAAAGUCUCUAGCUUUAAUCGCCGCCUUGGCUCCCCCAUCCAUGGCCGAAGCGAUGGAGAAGGCGCAGCUCUUCGACUUCAACUUAACGCUACCAAUCAUCGUCGUGGAGUUUCUCUUCCUCAUGUUCGCGCUUGACAAGGUUUACUACUCUCCCCUGGGGAACUUUAUGGACAAGAGAGACAGUGAGAUUAAAGAGAAGCUUGCGAGCGUUAAGGAUACUUCCACGGAGGUGAAGGCGCUUGAUGAACAAGCUGCUGCUGUGAUGAGGGCGGCUAGGGCUGAGAUUGCUGCUGCUCUUAAUAAGAUGAAGAAGGAGACGCAGGUGGAGGUUGAGGAGCAGUUAGCUGAAGGAAGGAAGAAGGUGGAGGCGGAGCUGCAGGAAGCGUUGGCGAGCUUGGAGAAGCAGAAGGAGGAAACUAUUAAGGCUCUUGAUUCUCAGAUUGCUGCUCUUAGUGAAGACAUUGUCAAGAAGGUUCUUCCUUCUUAAAACGAACUCUUUGUGUGUUCUGUCUUUUCUCAAAACUCUAUUUUUAUGAAAUUAUUACUGUAAAUCUCUCUUCUCUCUAUGUCUCUGUUGGAUUGUUCGUUGAAUCAACAACAGUUUUAUAUGUAAGUUUUCAUAUAUGAUUAG